Molecule: messenger RNA, 1955 nt
Organism: Chenopodium quinoa (quinoa)
Lineage: Eukaryota; Viridiplantae; Streptophyta; Magnoliopsida; Caryophyllales; Amaranthaceae
Product: amino acid transporter AVT1I-like
Exons: 2
Coding region: 269-1561 (430 amino acids)
Cellular component (GO): plasma membrane
Source: RefSeq, a predicted model, not a curated record
AAUAUAUCUUUUUCGAUCACCAUCAGAAUAUUUCCCAGAUUUUGUGCUUACACAUUCAUUUUAAAAUCAUGGAAAUAAUAAUACUACACUCUAUCAGUAUUUAAUUAACUUCAAAAGUAUCCCUAAAAAAAACCAACUACUUUAGAAGAUAUUGCUUUAAUUAUCAUACAUAAAAAAAAUCUACUCAAAACUUACGCAAUAGUAUUCGGCCAUUAGUUAGUUUAACAAAUCUCAAUUCCUUCUCCCUCACUUUAAACCUCCUUAGAAUAUGGCAAUGGAGGGUGAACACAGUGGGAGUACUUCUCCGCCUACGCCGGCACUCGAGGUGUUAGAGGCUAACAACGAGCUGUCUCUUGUAGAGGGUAACACCUCUUUCUUCAAGACUUUCUUCAAUGGUGCCAACGCCAUCCUCGGAAAUGGUGUUUUGUUAGUUCCCUAUGCAUUAGCCUCGGGAGGUUGGUUGAGUUUAAUCCUGCUUUUCACCAUAUUCAUUUUCGUUACCUACACGGGCCUUCUAAUAAAGAGGUGCAUGGAGGCCGAUCAAAGCAUCAAACAUUAUUCGGACAUAGGGGAGCAUGCUUUUGGUAAAAUUGGUAAAGUUGUGGUCUCAAUAGUCUUAUAUGCAGACCUCUAUAUGGCCACCACAGGUUUCCUAAUCUUAGAAGGAGACAAUCUACAUAGUUUGUUCCCUAGGGUGGCAAUUCAUGCACUUGGGAUUUCAAUCGAUGGAAAAUCAAGUUUCAUUAUAAUCAUGGCGAUAAUUCUUCUCCCUACGGUGUUGUUGGACAACUUAAGUAUUUUUGCGUAUAUCUCUGCCACUGGUUGUGUAGCUAGUCUUUUGGUACUUGGAUCAAUUAUAUGGGUUGGAGCAUUAGAAGGUGUCGGAUUUCACCAAGCUCAAACUACAACACUUCUCAAUUGGAAAGGAAUACCAACGGCUAUUAGCUUAUACAUGUUGUGUUACACUUCACAUCCUAUUUUUCCUACUUUAUACACUUCCAUGCAAAAGAAGCAUCAUUUCUUUAAGGCCUUGUUGCUUUCCUUUGCCUUCUCCUCCUUCAUAUAUGUUUCGAUGGCAAUCUUAGGAUACUUGAUGUUUGGAUCAAGAGUCGAGUCACAAAUAACAUUGAACCUUCCAACACACAAAAUAGGCUCGAAAAUUGCUAUUUACGUCACUGUGAUCACUCCUCUUGUAAAAUACGCAUUACUAUUGAAACCGGUGGUUAUUACUACUGAAAGUUCGUUUCCAAGCAAAUACAUGAAGAAUGUGUUCUUCAAGAUUGUGAUUCGAGCAGUCUUGGUUGCUACGCAAGUUAUUGUAGCCUUGGCUCUUCCAUUCUUCGGUUACCUUAUGGCUCUUGCUGGAGCAGUACUAGGUGCCACGGGUUCCCUUACAAUUCCAUGCUUAUGCUACUUAAAGAUUUCAAGUAAUGCCAAGAUUAAUAGAAGAUUAGUGGAGAGUAUUUAUAUUUGGGUGAUUGUAUGUUCUAGUAUAUUGAUUCUAGUAUCGGGUACAUAUACCUCCUUAGUAAAUAUAGUACAUGAAAUCAUGCAUAAAUAGGUAAUUACUUUGUCUAGUUUAUGUUGUAAACAAUUUCAAUUUAUGAUAAGCAAAAAAAAAUUGAAGACCCAUGACAAACAUUUGAAUUUUAAGCUUAGCUUACUUCAUGCAUGUAUGUGGUUAUUGUAAUGUUUGCAGAAAGAGAAACAAAUUAAAGGGAUCAUUUUUAUAUUAAAUCAAAUUACUAAGUACUAACAUACGGGUUAAAGUACUCAAUUUUAAUUCUUUCAAAAAAAAAAAAACAAUUUAAAUCAAUUUCAAAAUUAAAGAGGGUGUAGAAUGUAGAUGGAGUCUUCCUACAUAAAAUUUGGUUUGGAACAAUAAUAAGCAAACCGUAAGUUUUUAAACUCUUAUAAGACAUUCUUAGAAAAAAAAAAACUACAAACGAGAAAUC